Molecule: messenger RNA, 915 nt
Organism: Sinocyclocheilus anshuiensis
Lineage: Eukaryota; Metazoa; Chordata; Actinopteri; Cypriniformes; Cyprinidae
Product: probable ubiquitin-conjugating enzyme E2 W-B
Exons: 6
Coding region: 66-521 (151 amino acids)
Source: RefSeq, a predicted model, not a curated record
UGUCACGUGACGGUGACGUCAGUCGCGCUGCGUUACUGUGCGCCACUGAUGCAGGGGGAUCCAUCAUGGCGUCGAUGCAGAAAAGGUUACAGAAGGAACUGCUAGCCUUGCAGAAUGAUCCGCCUCCUGGAAUGACCCUAAAUGAGAAGAGCGUACAGAACACCAUCACACAAUGGAUUGUGGAUAUGGAAGGAGCCUCUGGUACUCUUUAUGAGGGGGAGAAAUUUCAACUUCUUUUUAAAUUUAGUGGUCGUUAUCCCUUUGACUCACCUCAGGUAAUGUUCACAGGAGACAAUAUACCCGUCCAUCCCCAUGUUUAUAGCAAUGGCCACAUCUGCCUGUCCAUCUUAACGGAGGACUGGUCACCAGCUCUUUCGGUGCAGUCUGUUUGUCUUAGCAUUAUUAGCAUGCUGUCUAGCUGCAAAGAGAAGAGGAGGCCUCCUGAUAACUCCUUUUAUGUACGGACGUGUAAUAAAAAUCCAAAGAAGACGAAAUGGUGGUAUCAUGAUGAUACCUGUUAAUAUGAACUUUCUAGAACUCCCGGAGGGAAGAAGUCCUACUGAACUAUAAAAGCACUUUUUGAAAUCAUAUGGUCUCUGAACUUUAACCUUGGACUCAAACUCAAGCAUGGACUCAGACCACAAACAUGGGAGAUGAUGUCAACUGUGUUACCGGUGGCCAGUUGGAUGCAUGUUUGGGAAAACUAAAAAACAGUCGAAGAAUGGAAAUACAUUUUUAAAGAGGAUGGAAACAUACCCGUCAAGGGUUGGUGUGGAAAAAUGUAGAUAAAUCCAUGAAAAAGGAUUUUUUUUUUUGUAGUGAGAUUAUUUCUAUCUUGGACCAUACAUAUUCCUGUUCAUUUUUGUCAUUGGUAUGUUAUAAGGUCCAUGUGUCUUGUGCAAUAACAAGGAUAGG